GCGUUAAAAUUCUGUUUGCUCGCCGCGCUAUUUGCUGACAGACAGCAGCUGUUCCAAUAGGCUCCACCUGAAGACCAGUUGGCCUCGCAAAUCAAGCUCGUUAUCCCUCCGCUCAUUCCUCCCGAAUCCGGAAAUUAACGCUCUGAGCGACAUUGCCGCCACUCCAGGAAUCUUGCCCGCUACGCAAUCUUUCGCGGACCCUAAUUUGACGGAAGGACCAACGAAAAACGCAACUGCAACAAUCAAUAGCUAGGAAAGAAGCAGCAGGGACGCAGCAAAUUUGGUGGCAGCAACGCAACAGCAACAGCAACAGCAACAGCACCAGCAGCAGCAACAGCAACAGCAGCAGCAGCUAGCAAACGAUAAAUACUAACCUUCUGUCUUAUACAAACGGAUGCAGCAACAGCCGUUGCAAGCAACGGCAUGGGCUCCCACGACUACAGCAGCAGCAGCAGCAGCAGCAGCAGGAGGGUCAGCAGUUGGGACAAUGUUUCAGCAAGCAGAGCAGCACGUGCCUCCCGCCCAGCCGCAUGUGCCUCGCCCCCAGCCGCACAUGGCGCUAACCCUGCCCACGGGCGCUCACCUCGCCGCUGCCCCGCCGCUCCUCUCCCCCACGAGUGUGGUUACCACCACGGGCGUGCCCGGCCGCGUGGGACUGUCCAUGGGAGCUGCGUACCCUGGAUUGAUGGGGCAUAUGGCUCCGGACGACAAGAAGGUCAAGAGAAUGAUGUCCAACCGUGCAUCAGCCAAGAGGUCGCGCAAGCGACGGCAGGAGCGGUUGGAGGAGCUGGAGGUGCUGUCGGCGUCUCUGCAGGUGGACAACGCGAGCGCGCAGCGUCGCCUCCACGAGGCCCAGGACACCAUCCGCCGCCUGCAACGCUGCCAGCAGGCGCUCCAGCGCAGCGUCGCCCACGCCCACGCACAACUCUCCGCCGCUGCCGCCGCUGCUGCUGCUGCUUCUCCUGCUGGUGCCGCUGCUGGUGCUGCACAGAGUGAGGGUGGCGAUGGGACGGAGGCAGGCGCGGGAGUGCAACUGCAACUGCAACCACUGGAGCUGCUUUCUCCGCUGCACACUCAGCAGGAGGGGCCACUGCUGCUGCGCACCCCACUGGAUCUUGCGGGGAGGCAGCAGAGCGGAAGGGGCGGAGGGAGGGGGAGCGAAGAGAGGAGUGAGGAGCUGGAGAGGGGCGGCGACGACUCGGGAGAGGAGGAGCAGGAGGAAGAGGAGGAAGGGGGGGAAGAGGAGGGAGAAGAUGAGGAGGAGCAUGCGAGUGGGAGUGAGGGAGAGGGAGAGGAUGAGCUGGAGGAGGAGGGAGUGGUGGGUGGAGUCAGUGGGUGGGCUGAUGGAGCCAUGCUUUUGGCAUCGGGCUCAUGCGUUUUGGCAAUGGUGUUGGAGCACCGCCGCUGUAAUGAGGAUCUGCUCGGGGCAGCAUCUCUUGUGUUUCCUGGCGCUAUGGGGAGGGUGGGCUGAUGGAGCCAUGCUUUUGGUAUCGGACUCAUGCGUUUUGGUAAUGGUGUUGGAGCCCUGUUGCUGUCAUGCAAAUCAGCUUGUGUAUAUGAUUGUCUAGCUUUGAUGAACUUUGGCGU
Molecule: messenger RNA, 1587 nt
Organism: Closterium sp. NIES-67
Lineage: Eukaryota; Viridiplantae; Streptophyta; Zygnematophyceae; Desmidiales; Closteriaceae
Source: the annotation of a GenBank genome assembly